This is a messenger RNA of Drosophila pseudoobscura, 1334 nucleotides long. RefSeq lists its product as uncharacterized. The transcript has 6 exons. The coding region runs from base 647 to 1162 and encodes 171 amino acids. The record is from RefSeq and is a predicted model, not a curated record. Lineage: Eukaryota; Metazoa; Arthropoda; Insecta; Diptera; Drosophilidae.
UUUUUCGUCGGAACAAAUUCCCCGCAACAAUGAGACACCCCUGUAGAACCAAAGGGGUCAAUUUACCCCUAUCGAACUAGUUCCGCGCCGUUUACCGCGCAACUAGUUACCCGGGAUUCGAACGCGGACCAGGUCUUCGUCGACUACAAUGUACUAGUUCUGCAACUAGCUACGCGGGAAGCGAACGCGGACCAGUUGAAAAAGAACCGAAAAACGAAGCCGCCUUCGUUUUGUUUUCGAAGUCGACAACUAACCCCUAUCCCAUGGAAUUAUGAAGAAAACCCGAACAAGAGUAACAAUACAGUGCUCACUCAAUUAGUUGCAACCGAUGCCACGCCAUGCAAUAUGCAUCAAAAUGGUAAUAUAAUCGUGAUAUUUUACUGUACUUGCGCUCGUGGAACGCAAGAGACAAGACACAAACUAAAUGUAUUUGUUCUCCGCGCGUUUGCUUUUUGCGUUGAUUUUUGUUCACUCCUGUUCGUGAUCUUUUGCUGGAAGAGUUAUUCUUGUUUAAAUCGGAUUAAUAUCAAUUAUAAAGUAUAAAAUAUAAAGUAUUAUAAAGAAAACUAAAAGUACAAAUUUCAAAUUAAUAAAUAAACUAAUAAAGAAGUACGUUCAGAUAUACAUAUUAUAUAUUUGAAACAAAAUGAUAAGCAAUAGGCAUUUGCGUAGACUUCGAAAGAGGGAAAGGGAAGCUAACCUUGAAAAGUUAGCGCUUUGCAGGGAAGGAAAAGUGAUAGGAAAAUUGGAAGAAAAAGAAUUGGCUGAAACAGAAAUUCAGAUAGAAGGGAAGGAAUUAGCUUAUGAAAAUACCGAGAUUCAGCCAAACAAAUCGCCAUUAAAUGAUGAACUUGGUCAGUGCUUUAUAAAGCAAAGUCCAAAGCGUGCAUGUGUAUCACCAAAAGUUAUGGGCUUUUCCAUGCCAAGCAAUGAAAAUGAGGAAGGUAAAACCUGCUCGGACGUUUUAGAUGAGCUCAAAAAAACAACCGAAACUCUGCAAUUGGAGAAUGCAGCUAUUCGUGAAACUCUGCAAUUGGAGAAAGCAGCUAUUCGUGAUCAAUUAAAAAAAGUGCUCAAAAUUUUGGCGGAUCAAACUGUUUUGAUCAAACAGCUGGUCAAGGAGAAAGGGGAAAUGAAUCCCAUUCGGGAACAAGGCACUUAGGUCCCACAAGGAAUUUUUUGCAGCUUUGCUAGAAUGUAUUACGCCUGGAGAGAACCCCGAAGGCAUUUUACGGAAAGCAAUGCAGAGGAUGGAAAAGAAGUUUUUCAAAAAGAUAUGUAUGGAAAUGGACUAGUCUAAGCUACAUACAAUUUAAUAUUAUACGUUUAUAUUG